Molecule: messenger RNA, 2187 nt
Organism: Penicilliopsis zonata CBS 506.65
Lineage: Eukaryota; Fungi; Ascomycota; Eurotiomycetes; Eurotiales; Aspergillaceae
Exons: 3
Coding region: 1-2187 (728 amino acids)
Cellular component (GO): membrane
Source: RefSeq, a predicted model, not a curated record
AUGGCUGAGUACGCUGCGCAACCAGGGACCCGGCAGGAUGUCGUAAAUCUACCAGAAACCGCGUCUGCGGCCCAAUUCCAGAAUGCAAAUACCUCCGUCGACGUGAUCUGCGGCCCCCUCAUCAACUUCAAGUCGAUGGACGUGGGGGCAACCUCCUCCGAAUGGCAUGGGAGCGUGUUGAUUGUCACCAAACCCGGUCAGAAGCAGCCGCUGCUGCAAUUGCGCUACUCCGGCUCCGUAGAGUCGGCCAACGCUGGCGCUCCGGUCAAUGGUGAGGUGUCUUCUAGGCAGGAAACUGAAUACCAUGGCGUCCGGCUGUAUGAAGACCCCCACAAGGCGUUCUGGCGGUUCUCGAUCUCUGUGCCCUUGGGGGCGUAUGAAGCCCGCUGGGAAUACAAUAUUCCAGGUUUCCGGUACGCGUCUCCGGAUCUGACUAUCAAGCCGUGGAACUUUGUUGUUCCCUCGGUCGACCAGUCCAUGCGGAUGAUGUUCCAUUCCUGCAAUGGGUUUUCUGUUGGCACCGACAUGGACGCCUGGAUAGGUCCGAGUCUGUGGAAUGAUGUCCUGCGCGUACAUGCGAAGAAGCCCUUCCACGUUAUGAUCGGUGGAGGGGACCAGAUCUACAAUGACAACAUUCGCGUCGAAGGGCCGCUCAAGCCGUGGACGGACAUCGGUAACCCGCACAAGCGACGCGCGCAUCCGUUCGGGGAAACCUUGCGGGCAGACUGCGAUUCCUUCUACUACAACAACUAUAUCAGGUGGUAUUCGACCGAGCCGUUCAAAACCGCGAACGCCCAGAUCCCUCAGAUCAAUAUCUGGGACGACCACGAUAUCAUUGACGGCUUUGGUUCCUACACCGACCACUUCAUGAGGUGUGCAGUCUUUCGUGGUAUCGGUGGCGUUGCGUUCAAGUAUUACUGCCUGUUUCAACACCAUCUGGCGCCGCCCAAGUCGACGUUCACCACCGACGCUCCGCAGACCAUGCAUGCCGUCAAUGGGACGGCUGGUGUCGACCCUCGCCAGCUAGAGAACACCUUUGUAUUGGAUGAGACUACGGAAGAUCCCAGCUGGAUCAUUGGGGAAAGGCCAGGCCCGUACGUCGAAGAGAAGAGCAGGAAUCUAUACAUGCGCCUCGGCAAACGGGUUGCUUUUCUAGGCAUCGACGCCCGCACAGAACGCACCCGUCACCAGGUGAACUACCCCGAUACAUACGAUGCCAUUUUUGAACGUGUCAAUCGUGAAGUGGCAGCAGCCAACGGAGAGAUCAAACAUUUAAUUCUACUGCUCGGCGUCCCGAUCGCUUAUCCGCGUCUUGCCUGGCUUGAGAACAUCUUCAGCUCUCCCAUCAUUGCCCCGAUACGGCUCUUGAACCGGCGCUUUGGAUUUGCCGGUGGAUUUUUCAACCAAUUCGAUGGCCAAGUAGAUCUUUUGGAUGAUCUCGACGACCAUUACACUGCCAAGCACCACAAGAAGGAACGCAGGAUUCUCAUCCAGCGCCUGCAGCAGUUCGCGCAUACUCAUUCCGUUCGUGUCACAAUUCUUGGAGGGGAUGUUCACCUGGCCGCUGUCGGACGCUUCUAUUCCAACCCCAAGCUUGGGAUCCAAAGCCAGAACGACCAUCGGUUCAUGGUCAACGUCAUCAGCAGUGCCAUUACCAACAAGCCCCCUCCCAAGGCCGUGGCAAACCUCUUGGCUCGCAGAAACAAAAUCCAUAAUAUGGACAGAGACACGGACGAGACCCUCAUGCCUUUCUUUGAUAAACAACCCGGCGGUGUCGAGAAAAGUGCCGCAUUCAACCGCGUCACAAUGCCGUCGCGAAACUACGCAAUCAUCACGGAAGUCGAUACCCCGCUCACCAGCGACGCUCCCGCGGGAGAAAAUGGGCUCUCAGAGGUGGCAAUCCCCAAGGAUGGGCAUGAGCCACUUCAUCGAGGCGAAGUCGGCGCUGGGGCCGCAAACAAGGCAGCUGAUGGUCUCAGUACUAGCCAUAUACAUGGUGGACUCGACGUGGCCAUCCGGAUUGAAAUCGACCCACAGGAUCGACAAGGAGCCACGGAGGGCUACGGUUUCAGCAUUCCACCGUUGAAUUCCGUUCCCUUGACAACACUUGGACGGUUCUCUGGCUCUCGUCCGACAACCGCACAUUCGCAGACCUCUACACACGAGCGUCCUCGUUCUGCCACUUAA